Molecule: messenger RNA, 1117 nt
Organism: Rhineura floridana
Lineage: Eukaryota; Metazoa; Chordata; Lepidosauria; Squamata; Rhineuridae
Exons: 4
Coding region: 1-864 (287 amino acids)
Cellular component (GO): endoplasmic reticulum
Source: RefSeq, a predicted model, not a curated record
AUGCCUCAUUCCAAAGGAAGGGGUCCUUCUUCAGAGCAAAGCAUUGCGAGCAAGGUCACCCGGAGAUUGCCUGCGCCACUGCCAUUUGCUACAACGCCAGAAGCAUCCAGAGAACCCCACUCCUCAUCAGAUUUCUCCAACUUUGAGACAGAAUCUGUGCAUCACACAGACAAGGAGAUUCAAGCAGAUCUGGAUCACACCAGCAAUUUGGAAGAGUCUGAAUAUUCUUAUCAAGGAGGCAGUGUAGAGGUCAAGGAGAUGCAAGCCGGGAUUGAGUUUGAUGUGCAGAUAAUUAAAGAUUCUAAAAAGCGUCUGGGAACGAUUGACACUGCAAGGGACACCCCAGCCUCUUCAUACAUCCCUGAUGAUAUGACGGAGACCUUAGACAAUAAGAGUCAAGCAGAGCGGAUGGCAAUCAGCACCCAAAGAGGGACCAGUGUUUUGCAGCCGGCAUACUCCAGGAUAGGGGAGGCCAGCAGCCUGGAGCCAAUCGGUCAGCUGCACAGUAGUCGGCAGAUCACAGCAGCUGAUCUUGACCUGGAGAAGAUGAGGCUGGAUGGUGCAAUGACCAGACUGAGGUACCGGCACGAAGAUAAUGAAAAGAGGCGGCAGCAUGAGGAAAAAAUGGAACAGCUACAUCAACAGACAACUCCUCGAUCAAUUGGAGAAGAGCUCCACGAAUUGCUUCAGCCCCAGAACCAGUACGCCCUGUCUUUUUUCUGCUUCAUCUUUAUCCAUGUUAUUUACACAGCCAGGGAGCUGGCUUUCUAUUUUAUUAUGAAACACGACAUAUUCUGCUUUGCCAUUUUGCUGUAUUUCAUUUUCAAGAAGAUUUUCCUGGAUUACAGAAAUAGGAAAAACUAAUCAUGAAACAGCAGCAGAGUCUAGACAGCUGAGAAAAGAAGACAAGCAGCUCCCUGAUGUUUAUAUACCUCCGUUCGGUCAUCUUUUCUUCCCUCCUCUUUAUAACUCCCCCUUUUGAAUGUGUGAGACAAAUGAAAGAUUUGGCGUGGCUGCCAAAGGGCCUGGCAAUUCUCUCUUUUGAGUGCCACGGUUGAAUGUUGUUGUUUUCUUUGCUAUUCAGUUGAAGGCUCUUUCCAUUGCAGCCAUCCCAUCU